GAGAGAAAUCCUGAGCCAGAUGAAUGCCACUGAAGCUUAUUAAUUAUUGAUCAGAUUUUUAUAUUGAAUUUUAAAAGUCAGUGUGAAUUAUUUUGACCCUGUUAACUUUAUGGUUUUAUUAUUAUUAUUAGUUCAUAUUAUUCCAACAAAUCUUUUAUGUGCCUUCAUUCUGGUAUGUAAUAGCUAAUUUGUAUAAAAUUUUUUGCUUAAUUUCCUUAAAUAAAUCAGAUUAUGGCAAAAUGAUAAAUAAAAUGGGCUGCAAAUAACAUUUCAUGUUGACUUCAAAAGAUACAUUGCAAGUUUUACAGUUUUGUGGAUUUUUUUUCAUCGUCUGGACAAUAAAACGGGUGAAAAAAACAAAGAUUGAAGAAUGUAAUAACCUAACAACUACACACCAUCACAAUAAAACAUGCAGAACACCAGAAACUGUAUAGCUAUCACCUAUCGACCACUAACAGCACCUUUGCAUCCUGGUGGUGACUUUUACAACAAGAAUCACCGCUGAAAUUUUCCUCAAGAAAUGCACUAAUAUAGUUCCUUUUGUUUAUUUUUUGCUGCCUGUUUUAAAUUUCCAGAUCAACAUACUGCAAGCGAACUGCUCAGCUGUGCCGAGCGCAUCAUAUGAUUCAGUUCAGUCUAUGUUCUUUGUUCAGCCUUCAUUCAUAUAAAUGUGCACUCGGGAGGGGCCAGUUUAUCAGCAUCGAUGUUCUCUUCUGAAAAAGGCUGUGAGUCUCACCAAGACGUGUUUCAGAAGCAGGUUGCGUUCUUUCAAGGUGUUCAGAAGCGAUGCAGGCAGCUAUAGCAGCGCUGUCAGGUGAGAAUGGUUUCUCCCAUCACCUGUGCUUCAAGUGGUUUGGUCCACUAUUCAGCCAGCCUACCCUGAAUGAGUCACCCUGCUCUUCCCUGAUUGGGCAGUCGGGAUCCAUCCCGAGGGAUUGCCGUGCAGAAAGCUGCCGAGGCCUGACUUCAUUCACAGAAACGUCGUAUGCCCGUCUGCCUUUCCAUUCACAGCCAGCCUGAAUCAUUUUUGUCCAGCAUACUCUCUUCCUCUCCUCAGCAUCUCUUUUCUGCAUCUCUGUGACGAAAACAAGCGAGGGGCACUUUUAACGCUUUGUCUCAGCGGAGAAGACAAACCCUUGCUCCCUUUCUCUCUCUCUCUCUCUCUCUCUGUCUUUUCUUCUUUUUUUUCAGUUUGCAGGCAGGAAAGCAAGACUCUGGGAGGGACUGCAGUGCGUUAGCCGCAGCGGUACAGGAAGCUUGUGAAUGACUGCCGCUUCCCUGUCAUGAGCUCAUCUGGAUAUUUUACAUGAAUGGCUUAUUUUUGCUGCAUUGAUGUCGUGGGCUUCUUCCUGUCGGCAGCUUUUUAAUGGUGCAUCUGACAUCACUAUUUACGGCCGUAUCCCAUCUGAAUCCGGAUGGCGUUGUAGUGAGAUAGAAUCUCGACGUUGUGUGUUUAAAAGGGAUGUUUAAUUAUUCAACAAAGCUUCUUUUACCUUCUGAAGUGGGGGAUAUUUGAGUGCUGGCGUGGAUGGAUUUAUCCCGACGUUUUGUAGUACGUAAGGAAGAACAAAUGUGACCAACAAAGAGAUAAAGCUGUUUCGGUCUUGUGGUUUAAAUUUGAGCAUGUUUUAAACUUGCCGUUAACAAUGGCGAUGCAUAAGCGAGGUAGAACUAACCAGAUUGAUGCGGUUGCGAGCGAAAGGUGAACGCUUUCAAAUAUUUCACGUCAUUUUGAUAGAUUAUAAUUUCUCAAUCAAUGGCUGGUCAUGCAACUCACAUUUUCAUUGGAGAGCCUUGCUUCUGAAUUCAAGUAAAACUGAGAUUGCAUGUGCGGAAAAUUAGCAAUCGCAAUGCACGGCGACUCAAGUUUCUUUCUGUGGCGUAUGUGUGAUCAGACGACGCGGUAUUGCACUCUAUGCAUUGAAUUAUAUCAGUAGACUGAUUUUGAUUCUAGGUAAUUCUGACUGAGCUCAGAUUUCACUACAGUGAUCCUGUUUAUCACAUCUUUUCCGUUCUGUUUAUCCGGACCGAAUCAAAGACGCGUUUCUACGACAAGGGCGAAUUUUGAGAAUUGAUUGGUUCUACCGAGCUGUUAGUGGGAGUUUUUUUUUUUUUUAACGGAAAGUGCUCUGCAGUGUUGAGUGAGUCUUUUGUUGAGAAGGGUCUCUCUCUCUCUCUCUCUCUCCGAGUGAGUCAUGCAUGUUCAGGGAUCUGCCAGGAUGCAGGGGAAGAGAGAGACAUCUAUUUACUAGAGCUCUGUCUCUCUCUCUCUUUCCCAUCUCUGGCUCUUUUUCUCUGUAGAGGAGCGACCUCGCGCUGCUUUUCUCUCUCGUUGUCCUCUGUCUCCAUGGAUUCCGCAUUUUGUGGUUUAUUUUUGGUCCUCGAGCUGCUGCGGCCAAUGCCGCACGGCGUCGGAUUUUCCUGACGGCCGCUCGCUCUCUUUCUUUGAACCCUCGAGGAAGCUUUCUCAGCUCCAGCAUGCUAAAGAUGUGGACAGUCAGCUGGGAGUUGGAUGUGUCCGUUCGCGUGUAGGCUGGCACACCGAGGGGAAUGCUUCACCGUGCUAAAUACAACCGAUUCCGGAAUGAGUCAGUGACGUCCGUCGAUGAGCUCCUGCACGGUCUCUCCAUGAACGCCAAGGUCUCGGCCGUCCCGCCGUCGCCGCCCGUGGGCGACCCUCCGUACGCCCCACCAGCCGAGGUCUUGCCGCCCGAUCCUGCUGAAGAGUCCGGCACAUUGUGCACCCUCAUCAGCAAAGUCUCCAAUCUCAAAUUUGCCAACUCCUCCGGACUGCUAGGCAUCAAGGGCCUGCCGUCUGCCGUCAAGGACCUGGCCGUGUCCAAGCUCCAGGGAGGAGCAACAGGAGGUGUUUCCGGCAGCCCGGGCUCGUCUGCCCUCCCUGCGACCUCUGGAGCACCUCACGCCCCGCUGGAGCCCGGUUCGGCCAGCUCGGGGAAGAAAGGCAGGAUGGAAGAAUCUCAGCCUGGCGGAGAGGGCUGGGUCCUGGGAGGGACGGGUACCGCGGGCUGCGGCGGGCUGGUGAAUAAUCCUUCUCGUGGAUGGCUGCACUCCAGCGAAAAGAUUUCCGGACCUGGAGUGACGUAUGUCGUUAAGUAUUUGGGCUGCAUUGAAGUUCUCCGGUCCAUGAGAUCCCUGGACUUCACCACACGAUCACAAAUCACACGGGAGGCGAUCAGUCUGGUGUGUGAAUCUGUCCCUGGUGCCAAAGGAGCUCUGCGCAAGAGAAAGCCUCCCUCCAAACUCCUCUCCAGUAUUCUGGGCAAGAGUAACCUGCAGUUUGCUGGGAUGAGUAUCAACCUCAACAUCUCCACCAGCAGUUUGAACCUGAUGACACCCGACUCCAAACAGAUAAUCGCCAAUCAUCACAUGCAGUCCAUAUCCUUUGCCUCCGGAGGAGAUCCUGACACCACUGAUUACGUCGCUUACGUGGCAAAAGAUCCUGUUAACCGGAGAGCCUGUCAUAUUGUGGAGUGCUCUGACGGUCUGGCUCAGGAUGUGAUCAGUACGAUCGGUCAGGCGUUUGACCUGCGCUUUCAGAUCUACCUGCAGUGUCCGUCCAGCAAACCCUCGUCCAUGCACGACAGGGGUAUGAGUACUGACGAGCCCCCGUGGACGGAGGAAGGAGAGGAGUCGGCCGAUCAUCAUUACUACAACAGCAUUCCCGGAAAGAUGCCGCCACCGGGAGGAUUCAUUGACACUAGAUUGACCAAUCAGACGCAAGACGGCUGCCAGGCGGCUGGAGUCGACCAGACGUACUACCAGGGCCGACCCAUGUUCAUCCAACAAGGCUCCUGUGACAUUUACAGUCUCCCUGAGGUCAAAGGUCAAGCCCCGAAGGCAGGAGAAGUGCCCACGUAUGUGAACACGCAGCACAUUGACACGCAGGUGCUAGCUGCCCUCCAGGGGGAGUCAGAGACGCUGUCUGAUUCGGGCACGGGCGGGACAGCUAAAGACAGCCCGAGGAAGGACCUCUUUGACAUGAAGCCGUUUGAGGAUGCCAUCAUGACCCAGACUCCAGCAUCAGAGCUGCAUAAAGCGGCGUCUGUGGAUAACUCCAGUCCUCUUCUGAUGCGCGCGGCCGCUCUGAGAGCUCAGGAGGAGCUGGAGGACCAGACGUGGUACCACGGAGAGAUGAGCCGCCGGCAGGCCGAGAAACUGCUGCUCCAUGACGGAGACUUCCUGGUGCGGAAGAGCACCACAAACCCGGGCUCAUACGUCCUGACGGGGAUGCACCACGGCUUGGCCAAACACCUGCUCCUGGUCGAUCCGGAGGGAACGGUCCGGACGAAAGAUCACAUAUUCGAGAGCAUAAGCCACCUGAUUGGCCAUCACCGUGACAACAACCUGCCGAUCGUUUCGGCGGGAAGCGAACUGUGUUUGAAGCAGCCGGUGGACAGAAAACAGUGACGACAGCUGAACCUCUUUCACCAAAACAAACACCCCAUCGGAGAACAUGUGACGCUUGUCCGACUGCUUGACUGUGAUGGCGUUUGUAGACGGACGAUAUCUAGAACCGACCGUUAUUUUAUCGCGCUGGUUGAGAAUCUCUAUUUUUGAAGAAGAAGAAGAAGAAGACGACGGCGGUGGGUUUUUCGGACCGUUUGAACGACCUCGGUCUCCAAGAGGGAUGCGACGAAAACUAGAUAAAGAGUAUUUUAGAAUAAAAAAUAAAAAGUUUAGUUUUGUCUAUCAAGCACAACCGGAUUUUCAUGUUCGUUGACAAGAGAUAGAAGGAAACUAAUAUUUGAAAAAACGUAAAUUAAAAAAACUAAACGCUGUUUAUAUCGACCUAUUUUAGGAGUUGGGCCUUCACUGCAGCUAGUGUGCGAGAUCAUUUGGUAGCUUCACUGCUUUUUAGAGGGAGGAUGACGUGAAUGUGUUUACUUUAGCAGAAAUCACACGUUGACGCUGCACGCACACACACACGCACACACACACACGCACACGGCUUUAAAGUACCUUCAUUUUUCGAUGACGUUGAAACCUGUGGCACUCGCAUGACUUAAAACCUUAAUUGUACUUGUGGUCAUUGUUGGUAGCAUCCAGAGCCCCAGCAGAGGUGCUUUAGUGUGCUCUCAAUGUAAAAUAUUUAUGCUUUCCAGUAUUCCUUGAGUUUAGCUCCUUCUUUAAACGUGUCAGAGGUGUGUAGUCGCUCGGCUCGGCCCUUUACUUUAUACCUGGAUGUUUCUAUCGGUUCUGACUUUCAUGGUUUGACUGUGGGCUUCACAAACACACACACUGGUGUUAUGAUUCUUCUUCUGAUGAUUCUUUUCAAUUAAACGGUUCUAAAUGAAUAGCACAAUCAACGCUUUUCUGUGUGAGAGACGGUCACGGUCUAUUAAUGGACGAACUGGAAGAUUACUGGAUUCUUCAGCAUAUUAGCCACGAGUCACAUGCUUCUGUUGCAUUUUGUGUUUUCCUGUAAAUCCACAUUUUAGAUAAAUUAAACUUGCAUUUGAUACAAUUACUGUUUCGUAAAUAGCUCUAAGAAUUGAAUGUGUUAACUUUUCAUGCAUAAGGGUAAAUGUCAAGAAAUUGACCCCAAAAUCAAGAUUAAAUCAGACAAUGAAGCUUAAUUGCCAUUAAAAUAAUACAACAAAAUGCUUAUGUUUUAACAAACAGGUUUUAUUUUCUUA
Molecule: messenger RNA, 5657 nt
Organism: Carassius auratus (goldfish)
Lineage: Eukaryota; Metazoa; Chordata; Actinopteri; Cypriniformes; Cyprinidae
Product: SHC-transforming protein 3
Exons: 12
Coding region: 2551-4428 (625 amino acids)
Biological process (GO): cell surface receptor protein tyrosine kinase signaling pathway; intracellular signal transduction
Cellular component (GO): plasma membrane
Molecular function (GO): receptor tyrosine kinase binding
Source: RefSeq, a predicted model, not a curated record